CGCCAUCACCGCUGCCCACCCAGUCCCCCCCUCCGCCGGUUUCCCUCGCCAUGGAGGCGAGGCCGCCGCCGCCGCCGCGGGGCUCCGGGCCGCGGGCCGGGCGGCGGCCCUGAGGGCGAGUGGCGGGCCGAGACGCAGCCGCAGAACCCAGGCGGAGGCGCCGUCCUAGUCCCCAGUGGUCCCGCCCAACGCCCGACUUGGUUCAAAGGUCAGAGUUAGAAGAAGUCAAAGAAUUUGAAGCAUAAGAAGAAUUUGACAAAAGGAAGAUUUUUCUUUGCUGACUUUGAAGUUUUAAGAGACCACUUGUCAAGGAUUGCAGGUGGCUCUAGAUGGUAGCACAACUUUAAAAAGGGUAUUUAUGGAAUUCCAAUGAGUGGUGAUGGAUGAUGCAGUUCAAAUAACUAAGGUCAGCAUGGAUUCCUGGUUUCUUCUUGUUCUGUUUGGCAGUGGACUGAUACACGUCAGUGCCAGUAAUGCUACCACAGUUUCACCUUCCUUGGAAAUUACAAGAUCAAUUAAAGCAUCAACAGCAGAAUCAGUCAAAGAACAGAACAGAACUUCAAAUCCAACCUCAUCAGUAACUUCUCUUUCUGUGGCACCAACACUCAGCCCAAAUAUAACUUUGGGACCUACCUACAUAACCACUGUCAAUUCUUCAUACUCUGACAAUGGGACCACACGAUCUGUAAGCACCGAUUCUGUAGGCACUACCAUUUCACCAAAUGGAACAUGGCUUCCAGAUCACCAAUUCACAGAUGCCAGAACAGAACCCUGGGAAGGGAAUUCCAGUACUGCAGCAACCACUCCAGAAACCUUCCCUCCUUCAGGUAAUUCUGACUCGAAGGACAGAAGAGAUGAGACUCCAAUUAUUGCAGUGAUGGUGGCCCUGUCCUCUCUGCUGGUGAUUGUGUUUAUUAUCAUAGUUUUGUACAUGUUAAGGUUUAAGAAAUAUAAACAAGCUGGGAGCCACUCCAAUUCUUUCCGUUUAUCAAAUGGCCGCACUGAGGAUGUGGAGCCCCAAAGUGUGCCACUUCUGGCCAGGUCCCCAAGCACCAACAGGAAGUACCCACCCCUGCCUGUGGACAAGCUGGAAGAGGAGAUUAACCGGAGAAUGGCCGAUGACAAUAAGCUCUUCAGGGAAGAAUUCAACGCUCUCCCUGCUUGUCCUAUCCAGGCCACCUGUGAGGCUGCCUCCAAAGAGGAAAACAAGGAAAAAAAUCGUUAUGUAAACAUCUUGCCUUAUGACCACUCUAGAGUCCACCUGACACCUGUUGAAGGGGUUCCGGAUUCUGAUUACAUCAAUGCUUCAUUCAUCAAUGGCUACCAGGAAAAAAACAAAUUCAUUGCUGCACAAGGACCAAAAGAAGAAACAGUAAAUGAUUUCUGGAGGAUGAUCUGGGAACAAAACACAGCCACCAUCGUCAUGGUGACCAACCUAAAAGAGCGAAAAGAGUGUAAGUGUGCCCAGUACUGGCCAGAUCAAGGCUGUUGGACCUAUGGGAAUAUCCGUGUGUCUGUAGAGGAUGUGACUGUCCUGGUGGACUACACAGUACGAAAGUUCUGCAUUCAGCAGGUGGGUGAUGUGACCAACAGAAAACCACAGCGCCUCAUCACUCAGUUCCAUUUUACCAGCUGGCCAGACUUUGGGGUGCCUUUCACCCCGAUCGGCAUGCUCAAGUUCCUCAAGAAAGUGAAGGCCUGUAACCCUCAGUAUGCAGGGGCUAUUGUGGUCCACUGCAGUGCAGGUGUAGGGCGUACUGGUACCUUUGUCGUCAUUGAUGCCAUGCUGGACAUGAUGCAUACAGAGCGGAAGGUGGAUGUAUAUGGCUUUGUGAGCCGAAUCCGGGCCCAGCGCUGCCAGAUGGUGCAAACAGAUAUGCAGUAUGUUUUUAUAUACCAAGCCCUUCUGGAGCAUUAUCUCUAUGGGGAUACAGAACUGGAAGUGACCUCUCUAGAAACCCACCUGCAAAAAAUUUACAACAAAAUUCCAGGGACCAGCAACAAUGGAUUGGAAGAAGAGUUUAAGAAGUUAACAUCAAUCAAAAUCCAGAAUGACAAGAUGCGGACUGGAAACCUUCCAGCCAACAUGAAGAAGAACAGAGUUUUACAGAUCAUUCCAUAUGAAUUCAACAGAGUGAUCAUUCCAGUUAAGCGAGGUGAAGAGAACACAGACUAUGUGAAUGCAUCCUUCAUUGAUGGCUACCGGCAGAAGGACUCUUACAUUGCCAGCCAGGGCCCUCUUCUCCACACAAUUGAAGACUUCUGGCGUAUGAUCUGGGAGUGGAAAUCAUGUUCCAUCGUGAUGCUAACAGAACUGGAGGAGAGAGGCCAGGAGAAGUGUGCCCAGUACUGGCCAUCUGAUGGCCUUGUAUCCUAUGGAGACAUAACAGUGGAGCUGAAGAAGGAGGAAGAAUGUGAGAGCUACACCGUCCGAGACCUCCUGGUUACCAACACCAGGGAGAACAAGAGCCGGCAGAUCCGACAGUUCCACUUCCAUGGCUGGCCUGAAGUGGGCAUCCCCAGUGAUGGGAAGGGCAUGAUCAGCAUCAUUGCAGCUGUACAGAAGCAGCAGCAGCAGUCGGGGAACCACCCCAUCACUGUGCACUGCAGCGCCGGGGCAGGACGGACAGGGACUUUCUGUGCCCUGAGCACAGUCCUGGAACGAGUGAAAGCAGAGGGGAUUUUGGAUGUCUUCCAGACUGUCAAGAGCCUGCGGCUUCAGAGGCCACAUAUGGUCCAGACACUGGAGCAGUAUGAGUUCUGCUACAAGGUGGUGCAGGAAUACAUUGAUGCAUUCUCAGAUUAUGCCAACUUCAAGUAACAGGCGACAAGGCCCCGUGGACAGGAGAAUUGCCUUUAAUAUUUUGUAAUAUUCUGUUUUGUUAAUAUACCCAAAAUUGUGUAUAUAUCUUAUAACUGUUUUAGAAAUUGGUACAUAGGCUUCUAUUACCUAUUAGGUGGAGAUUUUAUAUGUAAAUGUGUUAGCACUGAUAGUCCUUUUUCCAAUGUUUUAUUGGGGAAUUAAAUAGUGUGAUGUUUGACUGA
Marmota monax (woodchuck) is the source of this 3045-nucleotide messenger RNA. RefSeq names its product protein tyrosine phosphatase receptor type A (gene Ptpra). Gene Ontology annotation, biological process: protein dephosphorylation. Gene Ontology annotation, molecular function: protein tyrosine phosphatase activity. The transcript is spliced from 24 exons. The coding region runs from base 380 to 2821 and encodes 813 amino acids. NCBI's taxonomy places the organism in Eukaryota, Metazoa, Chordata, Mammalia, Rodentia, Sciuridae. The record is from RefSeq and is a predicted model, not a curated record.